Penicillium paradoxum is the source of this 705-nucleotide messenger RNA. RefSeq lists its product as uncharacterized. The transcript has a single exon. The record is from RefSeq and is a predicted model, not a curated record. The coding region runs from base 1 to 705 and encodes 234 amino acids. Lineage: Eukaryota; Fungi; Ascomycota; Eurotiomycetes; Eurotiales; Aspergillaceae.
AUGACCACUAACAUCCCCGAAAUCCUCCUCCUCUGCAUGGACAUCACCUUCCUCACAACCUUCAACGAAACCCUCAAAGCCCUCUGGCCCUCACACACCCCGACCAAACUAAAAAUCACCCCCAUCAACGCACGCCUCAACAACCUCCCCAAAGAAACAACCUUCGACCUAAUCGUCUCCCCCGCAAACUCCUACGCCCGUCUCGACGGCGCCUUCGACCACGCAAUCUCACUAACCUUCAGUCCCCGCUCCGACUACCACGCCCUCACCCGCGCCGCGCAAGCCGUCCUCUACGAUAAAUACCGCGGCUUCGCGCCCCCGGGGUCCUGCACGCUCGUCGAGUUCCCCGCGGAACUGAAGCAGAAUGGCUACGGGUGUGAGUGGCUCGCGCUGUGUCCGACGAUGCGUGAUCCGGCGGACGUGAACUGGGAUCGGGAGGUGGUUUAUGAGUGUGUGUGGAGUUUGUUGUGUCAGGUGGAGGGGUUUAAUCGGGGUUCUGGGGAAGGGAGGAGGAUUGGGAGGAUGCUUAUGACGCCGCUUGCGGUGGGGAUUGGGAAGGUAAGUAAGGAGAGGUGGGCGGCGCAGACGGUUUUGGCGAUGAAGAUGUUUGUGGAUGCUGUUGAGAGGCCCGAGAGGUGGGGGGAUAUGCAGUGGGAUGAGAUUGAGAAGGAUUGUAUUGAGGUUGAGGGGACUUGGGGGUUGUGA